Molecule: messenger RNA, 1527 nt
Organism: Rotaria sordida
Lineage: Eukaryota; Metazoa; Rotifera; Eurotatoria; Philodinida; Philodinidae
Source: the annotation of a GenBank genome assembly
AUGUCAUCUACUCGAUCACGUCAAAUUUCAUUCUCCCGAUCUACUUCCACACAACAACCUCAAUCAAAUCCACAUAAACAUUUUCUUCAACGAACAGAGCAAAACUGUCCAGAAAAUCUUACUGAAUCUCAACGCAAUCGAUGGUUCAAAAUAGCAAAAAAAGCUAAACAAAAUGCUCAAUUAAUACAACAAUUACCCGCAUUUCAUUGGCCUCCAUCACAUUCCCAUCAACCUAUCUUUAUCCAUCAUCUUACUCCUCAUUCAACUAUUCAAUCCGUCUUGGAAGCCGUUCGUGAUGUUACAGUAUAUGUUAUUGACACUGAAUCUGAUCCACCCACACAAUUUCGACCUGAAGCAUUACCUGCUCUUAUUCAAAUUGAAGCUAUUCAUUCCGAAACUUCAACAACAGUUCUUCUGAUUGAAGCUCAAUUUCUACCUUUUCCUUUAUCACCUACUCAUCACCUUAUCCAACAACUUUGCCAACACAUCUUUUCUCCUCAUCAUUACAUUGUUGGUUGGGGUAAUGUCCGUCAAGAAUUAUCACAUUUCCUACCAUUUGGACUUUUUGCUAUACAUCAACUCCAACAACAUAUUAAUCUUCAAGCUUAUUUUACCGAUACGUGGAAUCACACUCAUCCUCACCUUACCUCAUGUCCAACGCAACAACAUCAGUUCCAAAUCGACAUUGAUUCCGAUUCCGAUUCUGAUUCAGACGUUGAUCUUAUUUGCAUGGUUAAUACGUCCGAUUUCGAUGAUUUUCGAUCUACACGCAUUAAUACUCAAACCACAUGCACUUGUACCGAUGAUCUACGUCCUUACAAAAAGGAAACCGAACAGUGGGCUCUUCAAAAGGCAAUCAAGUCCACCUUUAAUGAAGCUCUUAAUAAGCUUCAUACAAUGAAUACCUGGGCCUGUGGUCUCGAUCCAUUAUUAACAACAAAUAAUACAUCUGAAUCAAUAGCUACACGUACAGAUAUGACAUCUUAUGCCAUCAACGACGUAUCUGCACCAACUCGACUCCUUUUCCACUUGAACCACGAGAUCAUCCGUCCUCUUCGGACUUCAUCUUUAUCAACAAUUAUUUCAUCGAUUGCUCCACAAUCACCUGUACCACAUUUACCUGAACAACAAUUACCUGAACCAUCGCCUCCUGAACAAGCACCGAUUCCAUUACAUUCACCUGAACCACAAUCUACUGACUCUUCACCCGACCAAGAACCUGCUCCUGAAUUGCCUUCGUACUUUAUUUUGGCUGAUAGCCAUGGUCGACAUAUUGAACAAACAAUUAUUACACCACAUUGUAAAAUCACAAGUCAUUUUGUUUCUGGCCUUAAAUGGUUUGAUUCUCAACGUCCAGAUCUUAAUGCAUUUUCACUUAUUCAAUCGUCUCCUAUUUCAACCUAUUUACAUUCUUCACAAGCAAUUAUGUUAAUUAUUGGCACCAAUUCUCUUCGAUUUGUUGAUGCUGCUCAAGCUGUUCAACAUGGGAUUUUUUCCGUAUUUUUAGGAUUUUGCGGAUUGCCAUAA